Monomorium pharaonis (pharaoh ant) is the source of this 2623-nucleotide messenger RNA. RefSeq lists its product as uncharacterized. Bases 1602 to 2606 code for a protein of 334 amino acids. The record is from RefSeq and is a predicted model, not a curated record. Lineage: Eukaryota; Metazoa; Arthropoda; Insecta; Hymenoptera; Formicidae. The transcript has a single exon.
AUUUUUUUUUGCUUAAAUAAUGCCUUAAUGUCUUAAAAACAAGUUGCAAUUGGUUUUAUAACUUAAAACAUUUUUAUGAUGUUUUUAUGAACGUACAGUCACAGCGCCGUUCUGAGCGUAUCUCAGCACGGCUGCCGCGCACACUUAGAUCUUUAAAUUUUAUAGGUAACAAGUAACUUACUUUCUAAUAAUAAGUUUCCCCAAGUAAUUGUAAAUGGCAUUAGUAAGGUUUAAAAAAGAAAUGAGAGCUUCAAUGCUACAGUUUGGAAUAGCACUCAAGAGUUUUCCAAGCGACAAGACAACACUUGACAUAGCUACUGAUAUUGCAGUUUGUGUGUUUAAUGAUAGUUUAUGCAGCAUUAUAAAAAAUUAUGAAACUCCUAGAUAUUGUCAUUGGACCAAAUUGUUACAAUUAUUGUGUAGAAGUUAACAAGAUGCGCGUACAGCAGGCCGGACGUUCGCUCAUGAACAUCGCAAAAAAGGCGCGCUCGUCCUCUACAUCAUCUCGCAAAGAAAAAGAAGAGGAAGAUAUCGCCAUAAAAGGGUAAUUGUAUUUCGCGCCUCUUCCUCAAGAUAACAACGUAGUACUCCUCAAUUAUAUGCCGAGGGCGCCACACUUUCAAAGCUAAACAGAAAGUUUUCUUCCAUACGUCUCCACUCGCACGGGUCCAUGACGUCAUUCUUCGUUUUUGUGCCGAUGCAGUCACAUCGUUAGAAUAUCUGGUCAAGAAAUAUGGGAAAGAGAAAACAUAAUAGAUCCGAUUCCGAAGAGGAAUCUAAAGAGAAUAGGUUGGAAAAGAAAUUAAGAAAAUUAAUGAAGGAGGUUAAGAGUUACAAGAAGCAGAGGCGCAGAGAGCGCGCAAGUAAGUAUCGAUGCAGUAUAAUUGAGGUUAUGUUCGCAUAAUAACGACACCGUCGAGCAGCAGCGAAGUCUUCACUCACUCGGCCACUCGCUCGACCGUCUCGUCCUUCGAGGACGCGCUCACCGAACGUUCUCGAAGUCAACGACGACGAGCGUGCGCCUCGCCGCUCUCGCAGCGUGCGCACACGUGCAUGGCAACUAUCGAGAAUCACGGCGUAGAUGUCACACGUGUCAUAGGCUCUAACCUAGUGACAAAAAUCGAGGCGCUUCUCGAUUGAUGUAAAAAUCUCUCACCCGUGAUGUAGGUUCUAACCUCUAACGAAAAAUACAGCAGUUUAUGCUGAAUGAGUUUAAUCCGUGCUUUAUGCACGGAAAUUAGCACACGAGUCACGUCAUGGGCGCUAACCUACUGACGAGUCACAGGCGCUAACCUGGUGAUGAGUUUUUACUCGAGACAAGAGACAUAACAAGUCUCAAAGUGUGCAUUCCAAACUAAUAGUCCGUUUUACGGAGAUUAUGAUUUUCGAUGUAAAACUUUAACGUAAGCGUAUUCACUUAAGUCAAAUAAAUUAAAUGAACAAAUUUUGAUUAAAUUAAAUAAUUAUGAUUGUUAGGAAGCCGUGAGUCGGAGGACAGGAGUCGGGAUCGAAGUCGGUCGAGUUCGUUCGGCACAGACAUAAGAGAUCUGUCACAAAGUCCGCCAAAUAUCUCACCUAGUCCCCGAGCAGCCUUGUUAGAGAUGGAUCAACAAUCUUAUUUGGGAAUAAAUGAGGUUGAGCAGGAAGUAAAUGAAGUCUUGCUUGACGAGUUAGCCAUAAAUCCUCCGCAGGAAACUUCCAAUGGCAGGGCUGCAACGCCGAUGAAAUCGGCAACGGAGACACAGCAGGUGGAGAAGCCUAAUACGAACUCUUCCGCGGUAGAGCUGCAAAAAUCUGAUAAUCCCAGCCAAGAGGAUAAGAGGGUGAUUGAGGACCUUGAUGAAGAUAUCCUCGAGGCAAUUGGUAGCAGAGUAGCGGAAGAAAGGGUAUUGGCGCCAGCCAUUCCCAACAGUAUCGCUGUGCGCAUUGAAGGAAUUUUAAAGAAAGGGUUACCGAAAGAAGAGAGAGAGAAGCUGUUAGAGGCACACGUACCUCCCAAGAAUUGCGUAUUAACCGAUCCGCCAAAGCUCAACGAUGAGGUCAAGGUCUCAAUCAACGAGACAUCGAAGAAGCAAGAUGAUCGGAUCGUAGAGAAACAGAAAAAGAUCACCGCUUGUUUGGCCUUGUUGGGAAGUUCGAUCAGAGACAUUAUCGACAAAAAUAAAACAGAAGGGAACCCCAAAUUGUCAACCACGCAGAUUGAGCUUGUUAAGAAACUCAGUGAAGCGGCGCGCCUCCUAGCAGAUUUGCAAAGAGACGAAACGCAGACGCGUAGGAGUUUAAUUCUUGCAGCUUUGAGCAGCUCGCAAAAGGAAACACUCGAAUCAGGUGAGGCGGAUGAAUGGUUGUUUGGACAAAAAUUAGGAGAUCGUCUUAAAGCGGCAAAGUCGAUUGAACGAUCAGGAAAAGAACUUAAGACAAAGUCUAAAGGCACGGAGAAAUCAAAAAACUCCAAGACCCCGUCUCGACGCCAAUCGUUCAAGUCCAGAACGUCAGGCGGGUACCAGAAAGGAGGUUACAAUCGGAACCAAGGAAAGAACUGGACUCGGAAAAGAACGCGCAAGAACUUUCGAACACAAACUCCAACGGAGCAAAAGAAAACAUAAAUUCCAACGUGGUAAGU